AUGACCAACUUAGCUCUCAAGAACGCUCACCUCCUCCUGGAAUCCCUGCUCAAGUCUGCCACGCCAUCUCUCGCGGAAGUGAAAGAGAUCCAAAAAUCGAUCGGACUAUCAUCCUCUGGCUCUCGGCUUGACAAUCUUUUGAUCCGCGCGUACGCCCACUGUGGAAGCCUCGAUGGAUCGCGCGAGCUCUUCGAUGGAAUGCGCGAGCGGACGCUCUUCUCGUGGUCGAUCAUGGUGGCGGCGCACGCCCAGAGAGGGCAUCUGGAAGAAGCAUCCGCGAUCCACGAGAAGAUGCCUGCCUGGAAUGUCGUGUGCUGGAACGCGAUGCUGGCGCCACUGGCGGAUUCCGGGCGGCUGGACUUUUCCGCCAGAAUGUUCCAAGCGAUGCCAGGGCGGAAUGCCGUGUCCUGGACGGCGGCGAUUGCUGCAAGUGCCCGGAAUGGGCAUCUGGUGUGGGCGAUGGAGCUAUUUCACAAGAUGCCUUCUACGAGCGAAAUCUCUUGGGACUCCAUCACUAGGGCCCUUGCUCUGUCAGGGAAUCUCGACGAUGCGAGGCUCUAUUUCCAUCGAUCGCCCGCAAGAAUGAGCUUUGCGACUUGGAUGGCAAUCUUCCAGGCGUGUGCCAGGAGUGGCGAGCUUGAUCACGCAAAAGCCCUCUUCGAUCAAGCGAUUGAGAGGAACGAGGAUUCGUGGAGCGCGAUGCUCUGGGGAUAUGCCACGCAGGGGAGUCUGAGAGAUUCCGUGGCUGUGCUGGAGAAGAUGCCUGUGGUGGGAGUGGUCUCGUGCUCGAGCCUCGUCCAGUGUUAUACCCAGAACGGGUAUAUUCGUGAGGCGAAAGCACUCUUUGAUGGAUUGCCCGCGAGAUCGGAGGACACGUGGACGGCUCUCGCUGUGGGAUAUGCCCGCACUGGGCAUCUUGGCGAAGCGGGGAUUUUGACGGACAGGAUGCCGCAGAGGAAUCUCGUGUGCAUGGCUGCGAUUUUGCAGGCUCACGAGGGGGAUCUCCAUGCAGCAAAGGGAAUCUUUGUUGAGAUGCCAGAGAAGAACUAUACGUGUUGGAACACAUUGCUUACGGCCUACGCUAGUGCCGAUUUGUUCGAAUGUGUGGAGCGAGUUUUCAAGAAAAUGCCGAUGCAUUGCGAGGUUCCAUGUACGACGAUGAUCUCGGUGUACGGCAAGCACAGGCAUUUCCGGGAAUCUUUAGAAACGUAUGAUUCUAUGCCCAGGAAAGAUGUUGUAGCUGCCAAUGCGGUUUUGCAAGCAAAAGUGGCAAACGGGCUUCUAUGCGAGGCACUGGAGUUUUAUGAGAAGAUGCCCGUGAGGUCGAUUCCCACUUGGACAAUCAUGAUCCGGGCAUAUUCUCAAAAUGGCUGUACAGACUUGGCGAAAACUAUAUUCGAUCAAGCGUCCAAGGAUCUCGUUUCAUGGAAUGUGCUAAUGAAACUCUACGGAACCACCGGUUAUGUCCUCCAGGCAGAAGUUUUGUUUGAGAAGGCUCCGGCAAGGAAUAUCCUGUCGUGGACCGCCAUGUACUCUGCAUAUGCCCGCUGUGGGCACCUGCUGGAAACCAAAAACCUCUUUGACAAGAUGCCUAGCCGCGACAUUUAUACUUGGAACACACUCGCUUCGUGUUAUGUCUUGCAUGGAAACUUAAGCGAGGCACGAAGUACAUUCCAAAAGAUGCCGGAGCACAGCAGCGUGACGUUCAAUGAGAUGCUCGUGGCACUUUUUCAGGACACUGGCCUGGAUCAAAUCAAAAGCCUGUUUGAUACAUUGCCUGAAAACCACACCGAGGAUGCACUGCGGAUCUUUAGAUACUUGGAGCAGGAUCUUGGCUUGAGGGCCGUGAGGGAGCACUACUUGUGUUUGAUUGACAUCCUUGGAAAAUCUGGAUGGACGAAGAGAGCUCAAGACUUGAUUCAAAGCAUGGGCUACAGUGAAGCUUGGGCAUCACUCCUUGGAUCUUGCAAGAUCCACAAUGAUCCUUCAAUUGGAGCAAAAGCAGCUGCAGAGCUGGCCAGCUUUGAUCCAGAAACAUCUGCAACUUACGUGUUGUUGUCCACUAUAUAUUUUGAAAGUAACUCUUAA
Messenger RNA from Selaginella moellendorffii, 2088 nucleotides. RefSeq names its product pentatricopeptide repeat-containing protein At1g56690, mitochondrial. Bases 1 to 2088 code for a protein of 695 amino acids. The record is from RefSeq and is a predicted model, not a curated record. The transcript is spliced from 2 exons. Gene Ontology annotation, molecular function: protein binding. Lineage: Eukaryota; Viridiplantae; Streptophyta; Lycopodiopsida; Selaginellales; Selaginellaceae.